AUCGCCUUCUCUUAAGCCUUAUCCUCAUAAGCCCAUUAAGUGUAGUGAUUGUGGUCCUCUGGUCAUCAAGGUAGGGUGUGUUUUUUUUGGGUGCGUGUGUAUGUGUUGAAAUUAAGGUUUUUAACUUAUUGCAUCUGAAUUUCAUCACAACUAGUCUAAAUGGGCACCCUAAUUUCAAUCAUAUUGUACUGUGUUCUUCAACAAUCUUGCCUUUCAAAUUGUCCAUAUGGAUCUCAUUUCCACACGUUCUUUUGCUGAAGCAGUGGGAUGUCAUUUUGCAAUUUAUAGCUACAUGAGAAAUGUGCCUUUCUUAAUGACAAUAUGCUGAAAAUCUGGAAUUUUUUUGUAGAUAGAAAAUCUCCUUUAAUUGCUAUUAUCUGGUUUUUCUUUUCAAUCAGCGACCCCAUCUAUCUUUUGUUCUUCAGGUGUUUGAGAUGUGUAAUGCAGGAGCUGUUGUUCACAGUCAUGGGAUGGAAUCUUGUAUUGCAACAAUGAUAAAUCCAUUCUCGAAGGAGUUUCGAGUCACACAUAUGGAGAUGAUAAAAGGAAUUCAAGGACAUGGUUAUUAAUCAUGAUGAACUUGUGGUCCCGAUAAUUGAGAACACGGCACAUGUAGUAAAGCUCAUGGAGUCUUUUGUUGAAGCUAUUAGUGCGUACCCCAAAACAACAGCCGUGCUUGUUCGGAACCAUGGAGUGUUUAUAUGGGGUGAUUCAUGGAUUAGUACGAAAACUCAGGCUGAAUGCUAUCAUUAUCUUUUUGAUGCUGCUAUCAAGCUGCAUCAGCUGGGGUUAGAUUGGUCUACACCUAAUCCUGGUCCUCUUCACAAUACCAGUGGAUCUUGGGAAUGUAAUGGGAAUUUCAGCAGAGCUCUGAAGGCAGGGUUCCGGAGUUCAGAUUACAUGAUUGAGCUCUCCGAACGUUGUGUACUUCUUGAUAUUGAAGGGACUGUAACUUCUAUAUCAUUUGUUACUAAUGUCCUCUUACCUUAUGCCCGUGAUAAUGUGGGAAAGCAUUUGGCUGCAACUUAUGACAGCAAAGAAACCCAGAAUGAUAUUAAGUUGCUACAUUCGCAAAUUGAGAAUGAUUUGGAACAAGGUAUUAUUGGUGCUUUGCCCAUUCCUUCGGACUAUGUUGGGAAAGAUUUGAUUAUUGCUUCUUUAGUUGCUAACAUAGAAGCAAUGACUCGGGCCAACAUAAAUUUUCCUUCCCUGAGACAACUGCAAGGUCACAUAUGGAAAAUUGGGUUCCAAAGCAAUCAGUUGGUGGGUGUUUUAUUUGAUGAUGUUGCAGAAGCACUUGAAAGAUGGCAUGCUUUGGGAUUUAAGGUGUACAUAUACUCAGGUGGUAAUAGAGAAACACAGCAGCUACUGUUUGCGAAUUCCAAUUAUGGAGACUUGAGAAAGUACUUAUGUGGAUAUUUUGAUACUUCAGUUGGAAACAAGAAAGAAACAUGUAGUUAGAGAUUUUGCGAACAGUGGGAGUAGAUAAGCCUGCAGACAUGUUGUUCAUCACCGAUGACUUCCAAGAAGCCGUGGCUGCAAGGACUGCAGGUUUGGAAGCAAUAAUAUGUAUGCGGCUAGGGAAUGGACCCCUUCCAGAGAAUCAUGGAUUUAGAACAAUCGAGUCCUUACUAGAAAUAUGAAGUCUAAAAUGCACAUAAUUUUGAUUGAGGAUUCUGAUUAUUUAUUAUAUAUAUUUUUUAAGUUUGAAAAUUGGGUAUAUAAUCUUCUAGGCAAUGGUGAAGGGUUAAUUUACUUAUGUUUGCAGUGUAUCACUACAAGA
This is a messenger RNA of Humulus lupulus (European hop), 1783 nucleotides long. RefSeq names its product probable bifunctional methylthioribulose-1-phosphate dehydratase/enolase-phosphatase E1 2. Bases 559 to 1461 code for a protein of 300 amino acids. The transcript is spliced from 10 exons. The record is from RefSeq and is a predicted model, not a curated record. Gene Ontology annotation, molecular function: magnesium ion binding; acireductone synthase activity. NCBI's taxonomy places the organism in Eukaryota, Viridiplantae, Streptophyta, Magnoliopsida, Rosales, Cannabaceae.